Molecule: messenger RNA, 1320 nt
Organism: Rhopalosiphum padi (bird cherry-oat aphid)
Lineage: Eukaryota; Metazoa; Arthropoda; Insecta; Hemiptera; Aphididae
Product: cytoplasmic aconitate hydratase-like
Exons: 7
Coding region: 218-1114 (298 amino acids)
Biological process (GO): citrate metabolic process; tricarboxylic acid cycle
Cellular component (GO): mitochondrion; cytosol
Molecular function (GO): aconitate hydratase activity; 4 iron, 4 sulfur cluster binding
Source: RefSeq, a predicted model, not a curated record
UCGCAGAAAUUAAAAAGUAAUACGAAAAUUAUCCGCAAAAUUAUGGUAUAUUAAAAAAUAAAAUAAGUGGUUUUUUAAAUUUUUGUAGUUGUUUUUGAUUUUCUAAAAAACUAUUUGUCCGCCAAAAUUGAAAAUUAGUCCGCAAAAUCACGCAAAUUAUCCGCAAAAUAAUGUAUAUAACAAAAUUCAAAAAAUCGCAAAUGUACAUGCUGUUGAAAUGGAGCUCCAACUAUAUUUAGCUUCAACGCUGUUGGUCAUUGCAUACGCGAUUGUUGGACGCAUGGACAUCGACUUUGAAACUGAACCUAUAGGUAAUGAUAGAAAUGGUAAACCAGUAUUUUUGAUAAAUAUUUGGCCAUCUAGAGCAUUGAUCCAAGCUGUUGAAAAACAAAGUGUAAUUCCUGCAAUGUUCCAAGAUGUCUAUGCUUGCAUUGAAAAUGGUUCUAAUGCUUGGCAAUGUUUACAAGCCCCAGACGGCCAAAUAUACCCAUGGGAUGUAUCAUCUAUUUACAUAAAAAACCCUCCGUUUUUCAAUGGCAUGACAAAGACAUUACCUGGUGUUCAAUCAGUGAAAGGGGCCCAUGUAUUAUUGUUUCUUGGUGAUUCUGUAACAACUGAUCACAUUAGUCCAGUUGGUAGUAUUGCAAGAAAUAGUUCUGCAGCUCGUUAUUUAGCUUCGAGAAAUAUCACUCCUAAAGACUUUAACUCGUAUGGCUCAAGACGUGGAAAUGAUGAUAUUAUGACUAGAGGAACGUUUGCUAACAUACGAUUAGUAAAUAAGUUGGUGAAGAACACUGGACCAAAAACAUUGCACAUUCCUAGUGGACAAGAGUUGAAUGUCUUUGAUGCAGCUCAAAUUUAUGCUAAAGAGGGAAGACCGCUCAUUGCUAUUGUUGGCAAAGAUAAUGGAUCAGGUUCAUCAAGAGACUGGGCAGCAAAAGGACCGUUUUUACUGGGAAUUAAAGCUGUGAUUGCUGAAUCUUACGGACGUAUUCAUCGUUCCAACUUGGUUGGUAUGGGAAUAAUUCCAUUGCAAUUCCGUUCCGGAGAAAAUGCUGAAACAUUAAAACUUACUGGUCAUGAAAUAUAUGACAUAGAUAUUCCACAAAACUGAAAACCAUUGCAAGAAAUCCAAGUGAAAACCAACACAGGUGUUGAGGUGUCACAUUCAAUGCCAUUUUGCGUUUUGACACUGAAGUGGAUAUACUAUAUCAUAAACAUGGAGGCAUUUUUAACUAUAUGAUAAAAAAAAAUGCUUUAGAAUCAAUAAUUUAAUCUGUGAAUGAAUAUUAAUAAAAUUUAUAUAUAAAUAAAUAUUAA